Messenger RNA from Synchytrium microbalum, 1113 nucleotides. RefSeq lists its product as uncharacterized. The record is from RefSeq and is a predicted model, not a curated record. The transcript is spliced from 7 exons. Bases 1 to 1113 code for a protein of 370 amino acids. Lineage: Eukaryota; Fungi; Chytridiomycota; Chytridiomycetes; Synchytriales; Synchytriaceae.
AUGGAUCCGGAGAACGUGACAGGUCAAUCGACGACAGUCGUCCGUCAGGGACACACCUUCGAUGAGAAAAAGCUCGAACGUUACCUCGUCGAAAACAUUACAACAUUCACAGCACCCCUUACAGUUCGCAUGUUCAGCAACGGGCAAUCAAAUCCAACCUUCCUGCUGGUUGACGGUGCCGGAACCAAAUACGUGCUACGAAAACAACCUCCUGGAAUACAAAGCAAAACAGCUCAUGCCAUGGAUCGAGAAUACAAGAUCAUGUCGCACUUGAAAAAAUACUCGGAUUUCCCCGUUCCAACAGUCUAUUGUCUAUGUGAAGAUCGAGGUGUUAUCGGAACGUCGUUCUACGUAAUGAGUUUUGUCGAGGGUCGAAUCUUUGUCGACAACUUGCUACCAUCCGUUGCAGUGAAGGAGAAACCAGCGUACUGGUACUGCAUGAUGGAAACACUCGCCAAAUUCCAUAAAAUCACACCCGAGUCUGUGAAAUUGACUGAUUUUGGAAAAAUGGGUGGUUAUUAUGAGCGCCAACUAAAGAAUUUCGCAAAACUCUCAGAAACCCAAUCCCAAGUGACAUCCCCAUCCGGUGAAGUCGUCGGCGCACUACCACGCCAAGCCGACAUUCUUAAAUGGCUGCAUCGCAAUAUGGUGCCUGAUGAAGUGUCGAUCUUGCAUGGCGACUAUAAGGGGGAUAAUGUGUGCUUUCAUCCGACGCAGGUCAGGAUUGAGGCUGUUUUGGAUUGGGAAUUGGCAACAAUAGGACAUCCUUUAGCAGAUCUGGCGCAUUGUUUAAACUUUUAUUAUAUGCCGGCCUCGAUGCCUAGGCCACGGGGGGUCAGAGACGUUGCUGACUUGCCGAUACCACCAGUGAAUGAGCUAAUCCAAGUAUACUGCAAAGCUGUUGGAAGGAGUUACCCGAUUCCAAAGUGGGAGUUUUGUGUUGCGUUCUCUUUAUGGAGGCUGGCUGUUAUAAGACAAGGUGUUCAUUCGAGAGUAUUGUUGGGACAGAAUUCUAAUCAACAUGCAGCAGCUACAUCUAAAUCGUUUAUUCAGUUGGCUGAACUUGCUGCUGAAAUAAUAGACCGUGGUAAUUUGACUCAGCCAUCCUUGUAA